GGGCCGGUGAUUUAUGGGGGUCGCAGAUCUUAGCGUGAGCUGCGCCUGUCACGGUCGCGCAACGAAGACGCGUCAAACUAUUUUUCGACUUUGGACAUACGCGCUCCCGCACCAUUUGAUACUUAUUGCGCGACUGGUCAUUGUAUAAGAGGCAUGCCAGCUUCUCGCCUAUGCUGUCUCCUCCCAAGCCCAGAGCGUAUUCGGACCCACUCUCGAACUAUGGACCUGCAAGCAGUGACAUCACGACUGCAGGAGCGACUGUAGUAUGCGUCUAGAGCUACCUAAGGGAGGUUUAAUGGCAACUUCAUUCCUCUCAACAACCUGUAUUCUCCAUUCAUCGCUACCCCCGCUAUCCACCAUGUCAGCGAAAACUCUCAGCAUCAAUUCGACUCUGAGUCUGCCGAACUCGCAGUACAAGAUUCCACAGAUCGGCUUCGGAGUCUACCUAUCUCCAAAGGAUGUGUGCGUUGCUUCAUGUAAGAAGGCCUUCGAGGCAGGAUACCGUCACAUCGACACAGCCCAGUACUACGCGAACGAAGAGCAAGUUGGCCAAGCGCUGAAGGAAAGCGGGCUUCCUCGGGAAGAUGUUUACAUCACAUCCAAGAUUUUGAGCCCUGGAGAGGACGUCGAGUCUACAUACAAGAAGGUCGCCGAGAGCGUUGAGAAGCUUGCUGGAAAGGACGGCUACGCAGACCUGUUCCUCAUCCACAGCCCCAACGGAGGCAAGGAGGCGAGGAAGUUGAUGUGGCUUGCGCUGAAGCAGGCGCAGGAGAAGGGCAUCGUGCGCGACAUUGGUGUCAGCAACUACGGCAUUCAGCACAUCGAUGAGCUCGCCUCCAUCGAUAGCAAGGCCAGCCUACCUGCUGUCAACCAAAUUGAGCUUCACCCAUGGUGUCAACAGCGCGAGGUCGUCGAGUAUUGCAAGUCCAAGAACAUCGUCGUCGAAGCCUACUGCCCGAUCGUCCGCAACGAGAAAGCCAACGACGCGACGCUCGCCAGCAUCGCUAAGAAGCACAACAAGGAGCCAAACCAGGUUCUCAUCCGAUGGAGUCUGCAAAAGGGCUAUGUUCCUCUUCCCAAGAGCGACACACCAUCCCGCAUUGUUGGCAAUGCCGACAUCUACGGUUUCGAGCUUGACAAGGAGGAUAUGGCUAAGCUGGACGGUCUAGAUCAAGGAGCCAAGGGCGCUAUUGUGCAGGCCGUAACCAAUGCUUAAGCUGCGUUUCUUGCCUCACACAUCGUUAACAGGCGUGUAGAUGAACAAUCGGUCAAGGAACAUGGCGAACGCAUCCGCAGCUGGGAUCAAUUCUAUGCGUACAAUGUUGGAGGAAGCCUACAGGAACCGGGCGCCCACGUAUUUCAUGCCUGGUCCUCGGUUCAGUGUACAGUUUCUAGACUGGAUUAGCAAGCGAGCAUAGCCUCUCGCCCAUAGUUGAUUCACUUGGAUGCUGUGUCCUGUAGCUAGAUCACCUACCUACGCAUCGCCUGAAUGCAGAUACAAGCAACUACAUUUUGACUGGAUGCUCACAUGUGAGAGACC
This is a messenger RNA of Alternaria rosae, 1540 nucleotides long. RefSeq names its product NADP-dependent oxidoreductase domain-containing protein. The transcript has 3 exons. Gene Ontology annotation, molecular function: oxidoreductase activity. The coding region runs from base 359 to 1216 and encodes 285 amino acids. Lineage: Eukaryota; Fungi; Ascomycota; Dothideomycetes; Pleosporales; Pleosporaceae. The record is from RefSeq and is a predicted model, not a curated record.